AUGGCUGCCUCUCAGACCAACUCCAGCAUCGCGAUGGCUCUUGCUGGCAAGACCAAAACCGCCUCUGUCGAUAUCCCCCAGCCGCGUGCCGGCGCACCAGGCAAGGCUGCAUCGCGACCCGGCCAGCCGACCAUGCUCCCCACGCCACCCAACUCCAUUUCGCCCACUCUCCCCCCACAAGCCUUUAAGCAUCGCCCCGUCCUGUCACCGGGAUCGCCGCUGUCCACCGUGCCCCAGCUGGACUCCGACAUCGACCUGCAGGAUGCCGUCGACCAUGCCAACAGCCAGCAUCACCCGGAGUCGGCCGCGCACGAGGACCUCGACAGCGUCGGCACCAUCACCCCAGCCAUGCUGGCCCGCUACCACCUGCCUGAGAUCCUGCUGCACCAGGGCCCUCUCGCGAUCCGCCAUGUCAUGGGCUUCCUGACCACCUCGGUGCCCGGGUUCUCGCGCAUCCCUCCCGCGAAGGCGCGUCGGCUCGUCGUAGCUGCCCUCGAGGGUCGCGGCAACGACGACGCUGGUGGCGUGGAGGGCGACGUGAUCUUCGAGAAGAUCGGCUGGGGCCGCUGGGAUGCGCGCCGUCGCGGGGACUCCCCGCGCGAUCAUGAACGCUCGUUCGUGUCCUCGCCUCCAUCCAGCCUGGCCGGCUCCUUCCAACACCGCGGGCUGCAGAUCGAGGGCCGGCGCGGCUCGACCUGGUCCGCGGUGCGGAACGAGUACGGCGUGAGCAUGGCGAACUCGACCGCGUUCUCGUACACGGACGACUACGGCGCGCAUGAGGACCUGGACAUGCUCGAGCACGAGGCCGACAAGAUGUCGCUGGACGGCGACGACGGCCGCGAGUACUGCUCUUCCUCUGAGGCGCCGGAUGACCUGCCGGACGACGAGUGGAACGAGGGCGACGUCACCGAUGAGGAGGAUUGGGCGCGCAUCGGGGCCGAUGCCCUGCGCGCGCGCUCGAUCGGCGGCGGCAGCUUCAUGCGCAGCAGCAACGUUGCGGCUCGCGCCCAGCCUCUUCCUGCUGGGGCGUUCGGCAACGGACCCACUGCGGCCAAGUUGGCGCCCCGCAACUUCGAUACCCAGGAACGCGCGGCAGUAGAGGCUCUUCUUCGUCUGGGCUCUAUGUAA
This is a messenger RNA of Penicillium canariense, 1128 nucleotides long. RefSeq lists its product as uncharacterized. Bases 1 to 1128 code for a protein of 375 amino acids. The record is from RefSeq and is a predicted model, not a curated record. Gene Ontology annotation, biological process: positive regulation of transcription from RNA polymerase II promoter by glucose. The transcript has a single exon. Lineage: Eukaryota; Fungi; Ascomycota; Eurotiomycetes; Eurotiales; Aspergillaceae. Gene Ontology annotation, molecular function: sequence-specific DNA binding. Gene Ontology annotation, cellular component: nucleus.